Cylicocyclus nassatus is the source of this 308-nucleotide messenger RNA. The record is from the annotation of a GenBank genome assembly. Lineage: Eukaryota; Metazoa; Nematoda; Chromadorea; Rhabditida; Strongylidae.
GUCAUCGGUUGACAAUGCCAGCCCGCACUAGGUCAUGCUCUCAGGCGACUGCGUCUCAAUCUCUAGGGGCAAAGAAAUCUGCUAAUAGACUCAGCAGCCAAGGUGGUCACGUUGCCGAAGGCGAAGUCGGGAACGACAAAGCAAGGCUAGUUCUCUGGGAAGAUAUCUUACUAAGGAUGCAGUUCCUCCAACAAAUCCACAGUUUCGAUGGAUCUCCUCAUUCAAGGGAUAGUCCCGCAAUUGAGAAGUAUUUUUCAAUCAGUGGCACUCCUGAGGAUAUGAUCAUGCGCUGCCAGUAUAGCUCCUAG